Molecule: messenger RNA, 604 nt
Organism: Danaus plexippus (monarch butterfly)
Lineage: Eukaryota; Metazoa; Arthropoda; Insecta; Lepidoptera; Nymphalidae
Exons: 2
Coding region: 135-566 (143 amino acids)
Source: RefSeq, a predicted model, not a curated record
GUAGACUGCAUCACAUAUAAAUAUUAUAUACAGACUUAUAAGUUGACUAAUCUGCGGCGGUGAAGGUCCUAAGGAAUAGCUUUAAAAUAAAAUAUUCAAAGUUUUGAUUUUUUACGAGCAAAGAUUCAAACAAUAUGAAUUUCCUUUUAUCAGUUGUUUUCGGGUUUUUGACAUUAGCUACUUGUAAUUGUCUAGAAACGGAAGAAACUGCUGUGGAAGCGAGAGGGAAAGGGAAAUACGCCUUAUUGAUUCAUUUCUUCUACGUCGCCGCUACAAAGUUAAUUGUUCUGAAAAUUAUUUAUGGCUUUAUUUUCUACGCACUCGCCGUAAAAGCUUGGCAUUUCAUGCUCUGGUUUGUGCACUACAUAAAGAAGAGGAAGUCGCUGGACCAUUUCAUCGAGUUUGAACACGAGCCGUCGGAUGGCCACGGACAUUAUGGCCACGAAUAUGGGAACUACGAUCAUUCGCCGUAUGGUUUCAAUAAGCCAGAGUAUGGCGAGAUCGACUACUCUUAUAAGAAAAAGAUUUAUGACGCUGAUGGCUCCUACUCUGUAGGAGGACUCUAGACAGAAUCCACAGGACGUGUUUAUAAAACUUUGUCAAU